Molecule: messenger RNA, 2607 nt
Organism: Oryza sativa Japonica Group (Japanese rice)
Lineage: Eukaryota; Viridiplantae; Streptophyta; Magnoliopsida; Poales; Poaceae
Source: RefSeq, a predicted model, not a curated record
UCUCUCCGUGAUGUGUGUGGGCCCACUAGCCACCGCAGCGCAGCGCUCCCUCCGCGGCGGAGAUGGCGGCGGCGGCGGCGGAGGAUGCGGCUGUGCCCUCGCCUCCGCCGAGCUUGCUGUCGCUGUGCUUGGAGGCGGUGGCCUCCCACCUCACCGCCGGCGCGGGGGGCGUCGGCCAAGCCGGUGGCCGGUGGGGCCGCGACCAUUACGACGGCGGGGAGGGCGGCGGCGACACGAUGAUUACGCCGGAGGAGGUGGCGGAGGCGCUGCCCUGGGAGCUCCUCCACCGCCUCGCGUCCCUCCUCCCGCCCGCCGCGCUCGAGGCGCUCCACCACGCCGCCCACGAUCGGUGCUGCUUUUCAGCUGCCACUGCUGCUGUUGGGUUUGCGGGACCUGAUGGUGAUAGACGUGGGAUAAAACGAUCAAGGUGUGAGGAUUUCAACCCUGAAUGGCAAGCAUUGUUCGGACUUCGUUGGCCCCGUUGUGAUAAUGCUGGACAUGAUGGCUUGCUUACUGUGGAUUGGCAGCGACAGUAUUGGGAAAAGCAUCUGCAGGAGUGCCUUGACGAAGCUGCUGAGAGUGCCUUGCUUCCUUCUUUUUGUGGCAGUAUUGAUGAGCUGACUAUACCAGCUAAAAUCGUGAGUUGCAUUCUCCACACCAAGGACAUACCUCAACAGUAUUCAAGAUUGUCGUUUCAUUGCAGCAGUUUUGGCUGUUACGCGAGGUGUUUGAGAUUGCAAAGUGUUCUUUGCACAGCAGAAAUUUCUGAUUUGUUGCAAGGUAGCAAGCUGGAAAAGUUGAUGUUUGUAAGAAUUAUAUCAGACCUGGAGGUUAAUGGUGUAUGCAUGCUUCUGAGCUGCCAUGCAGAGACAUUGCUUUCUCUUGAAUUUAUCCAUUGCCAGCUUUCUCCAGCUGUCAUGGAUAAAAUUUGUAAUAGUGUAUUGCAGAAAGGAUCAGUAAACCAUGGAAUCCAGAACUUCAGUAUUAAAUCGUCACGUAUUUGUGAAAGCAAUACUCUAAACAUCUCUGCUGGCUUAUUAGAUUUUCUGUCAAUGGGAAAGUCAUUACAAUGGCUAUCACUUAACGAUACUAAGAUGCAGCCAUUAUUUGCUAAAAUAAUUGUCCAUACUCUUCUUGGAUCAUCAAGUGGCAUACGAACUCUUGAGAUAUCAGAAAACAAUAUUGCAGGCUGGUUAAAGACAAUGGAUAAAAGAUUUGCAUGCUUUUCAUCAGCACUGGAGUCAAAUAUUUCUUUGAACUCCUUGACCCUUCUUAACCUGAGGGGUAACAAUUUGAACAAGGGUGAUAUUGAAGAUCUAUGCAAAAUCCUAGUUAAGAUGCCUAACUUGAGAGAUUUAGAUAUAAGUGACAAUCCGAUCAUGGACGAAGGAAUCAGAUUGCUUAUUUGUUUUAUUUCACGGACCCUUCGCAAGGAAAAAUCACUUUCAAGGUUAAGAGCAGAGAACUGUGACUUGACCAAUAUUGGUGUGACUGAACUUCUUGAAUGCCUUUCAUCUGUGAGUGAACCACUUAAUCUGUUGUCUAUAGCGGAUAAUCAUCUGGGCAGUUCUGUUGCAGUUGCAUUGGCGAAAUUUUUGGGUUCAGGUGUAAGGGAGCUAAAUAUUGAAGAUAUUGGCUUUGGGCCACUAGGCUUCCAAAUCCUUGAGGAAGCAUUACCAGCGGAUGUAGCCCUUUCCCAUAUAAAUGUCAGUAAGAAUCGUGGUGGGAUUAGAGCCGCACGAUUUGUUUCCCGAUUAAUAAAACAAGCACCAGGCCUUGUGUCAGUCAAUGCAGGGUCUAACCUCUUGCCUCCUGAAUCUAUGGAAGUCAUCUGUGAUGUCUUGAAGCAGAAAAAUACAUGUAACCUGGAGCGGUUGGAUCUGAUGGGCAACAUGCAUUUGUCAGAUGCUGCCUUUCCUGCAGCACUUGAAUUCAGGAAGCACGGAAAGCAAAUCCUGAUUGUUCCUUCACAGCCAGGUGCCUGUGCUCCAUAUGAUGACGACCCAUAAGCAAGACCUGUUAUAUUGAUAAUCAUGUAACGUGCUUCGGUAUCUGAAGCGGGACUCGACAAUGAAGCAUCCGCAUGCUGGUUUUGUGGCGGUAUGGCUCAUACCAUGGCUUGUGGCAUGCCUUCCUGCUGGGAAUGGGUUAAUGUGCUGGAUCGAGAUGGAACCAAUUGUUGGAUCAGUUUGCUUGCCAGGUAUUACUCCCUGGCCUAUUUCGGCCUGGGGAUAUUGCUGCGUCGCCAGCAUCACCUGCAUCAAUCAGUGUGGUGGCAUCUAUGUUGGAGAUGGGACAACGAUGAUUGACUUGUGAGUGUCAUGAUUGAUGGAAGAAUGUUGUAUCAUCUUAGUGGGUAUGGGGCAGUGUUAUGUUUUGAUCCAGGAAAGGGAAAUGAUUGAGUUCAUACUUCACACCCCUCCUUGGAAGGUGAGUUUUUGUAAGUUGGAUCAGUGUACUAUAUCUAAUAUCCCAUAUCAUGUUGAGAUCCUAUUGGAUAUUAUACGUGUUUCGUAUGUGUUGAUACAUUAUUUAGAUUGAGAUGACCUACUUUUAGGCUCUGGAGAAGACAUAUCUUGAAUAGAUUUGUCUUGCAUGCCGUCCUUA